Molecule: messenger RNA, 882 nt
Organism: Wickerhamiella sorbophila
Lineage: Eukaryota; Fungi; Ascomycota; Dipodascomycetes; Dipodascales; Trichomonascaceae
Product: Spermidine synthase
Exons: 1
Coding region: 1-882 (293 amino acids)
Biological process (GO): spermidine biosynthetic process
Cellular component (GO): cytosol
Molecular function (GO): spermidine synthase activity
Source: RefSeq, a predicted model, not a curated record
AUGCAAGAACUCACCCAUAAGACAAUCAAGGACGGAUGGUUCCGUGAGGUUUCCGACACCAUGUGGCCUGGUCAGGCUAUGUCUCUGCGCGUCAAGCAAAUACUGCACGUAGAGCAGUCCAAGUACCAGGACAUUCUUGUGUUUGAGAGCACCGACUACGGCAACGUGCUUGUCCUCGACGGAGCCAUUCAGGCCACCGAGCGGGACGAGUUUGCUUACCAGGAGAUGAUUGCUCACCUGGCCAUCAACUCGCACCCGGACCCCAAGAAGGUUCUGGUCAUUGGUGGUGGUGACGGCGGCGUUUUGCGUGAGGUCGUCAAGCACCAGGGCGUCGAGGAGGUUGUUCUAUGCGACAUCGACGAGGGCGUCAUCAAUGCUUCCAAAAAGUUCAUGCCUAGCAUGGCGGUCGGCUUCCAGCACCCCAAGGUCAAGGUGCACAUUGGUGACGGCUUCGAGUUCCUCAAGAAAUACAAGAACUCGUUCGAUGUCAUCAUCACCGACUCCUCUGAUCCCGAGGGCCCUGCCAAGUCACUUUUCGAGGAGCCUUACUUUGCCCUGCUCUCCGGUGCUCUGACUGAGAAGGGCGUCAUCUCCACCCAGGGUGAGUGCAUGUGGCUGCAUCUGCCCAUCAUCAAGGAAGUCAUGGCCGCCUGCCGCAAGGUCUUCCCCACGGUUGAGUACGCCUACACCACCAUCCCCACUUAUCCCUCUGGUCAGAUCGGCUUCAUGAUCUGCUCCAAGGACCCCAAUGCCAACCCUAGGGUCCCGCUUCGCAAGUGGUCCCCCGAGGAGGAGGCCCAGCUCACAAAGUACUACAACUCAGAGAUCCACAAGGCUGCCUUCGUGCUGCCUACCUGGGUCGCCAAGGAGCUAUCGACUUAG